Brassica napus (rape) is the source of this 2008-nucleotide messenger RNA. RefSeq lists its product as uncharacterized. The record is from RefSeq and is a predicted model, not a curated record. Bases 111 to 1898 code for a protein of 595 amino acids. The transcript has 3 exons. NCBI's taxonomy places the organism in Eukaryota, Viridiplantae, Streptophyta, Magnoliopsida, Brassicales, Brassicaceae.
AAACAAAUUCUCAAGACAAUUUGCGAGAUAUGUAUGAAUUGGAUUUGAUUUAAAAGAAAAAAAAGAAGAAAAAGGCGAAACCUUUAUGCUUUUCUUUUUCACCUAAAAAGAUGGAAAGUAAAGUAACAGGAGGAGAAGAAGAAAGGGGAGAGAGACAGAAAGUGGAGAGAUUGGUGGAAAAGUUGAAAAAUUAUACUACUACCAAAAAUAAUAAUAAUGGAGAUGGACCUUCAACUCCGGUGCACGUUAGCUUCUCCGGCUCUUCUAAAUUAUUCUCACCAUCAGACGUUGUUUCAUCACGAAAGCUCGCUGCUGCUUUCUGGGAGUUUCAUCACUACUACUGCUACCAAGAAGAAGAUCGCUCCUUCUUUUCUCCUCCUCCUGCUGCUGCUGAAAUGCACCGCCGACAGCGCCACGGCAAGGCGGUGGUUAAGGAGAAUGGUCUCGACCUCUCUCAGUUCCUCCGAGAUCCCUCUCCUGAUCAUCAGCCAGAGAGUGCAGGAAGUCUAAGGAGGCAGAUCGGUCAAGUUCUGAUGAAACAUCAUCAAUCACUCGAAAGAAACAAUCACGCUCUUCAGCCUGUAUCUCCUGCUAGUUAUGGAAGCUCUCUUGAGGUUGCGCCAUACAACAAAGCAGUGACUCCAAGCAGCUCACUAGAGUUCCGAGGAAGACAAUCUAGAGAACCUCAAUACAAUCUCAAAACAUCAACUGAACUUCUCAAGGUACUGAACCGUAUUUGGAGCCUCGAGGAGCAGCACGCAGCCAACAUCUCCUUGAUAAAAUCUCUCAAAACCGAGCUGGCUCAUUCGCGUGUUCGAAUCAAAGAGCUUCUUAGGUAUCAACAAGCUGAUAGACACGAGCUAAACGGUGUGGUGAAGCAGCUCACUGAGGAAAACCUCUCGAGGAAGAACAAAGAAGCUGAACGGAUUCAGUCUGUGAGGAAAGAGUUGGAAGACGAGCGGAAACUUCGAAAACGUUCCGAGAGUAUGCAGAGGAAACUGGCGAGAGAGCUCUCUGAAGUGAAGUCUUCGUUGUCUGAGUGCGUCAAGGAGGUUGAGAGAGGGAAUAAGUCAAAGAAGAUGGUGGAGAUACUCUGCGAUGAGUUUGCUAAAGGGAUCAAGAGCUACGAAGAGGAGUUUCACGGUUUAAAGCACAAGAAUUGGGCUGGUCGGGAGGAAAGAGAUCAGAUGGUUCUUCAUAUCGCAGAAUCUUGGCUUGACGAAAGGAUGCAAAUGAGAUUAGAAGGAGGAGGAGAAGAUGUGUUGGAUAAGCUCGGGGUUGAGAUAGAGACAUUCCUUCAGGCUAAGCGUAGGAGUUCACUUGAAUCUGUUCCGUUUAAUGCAUUGAGUGCACCACCGCAUGAUGUGGAGUGUGAGGAAGACUCUGGGGCAAGCGACUCGAAUUGCUUCGAGCUCAAGAAACCUGUUGAGUCUCAUGUAAACGAAACUGAAACGAACAAAGACGAUGAAAAGCCAAAAGGAAUGAUUGGAAGUCCGUCGAGUUUCCAAGUGAAGUUCGAGGAUCAAAUGGCGUGGGCUAUGUCUAGUAACGGGAAGAAGAAAACAAAAACCAUCAAAGAAGAAGAUGAUGAUGCAGAGCCUGAGAAGAACAAGCAAGAGAAUGAAACUACAAGCAAGAAUGAUGUGAUGGGGGAAAUGAUUCGGACACACAGAAGAUUAUUGUCUGAAACUGGGGAAGCUUCUUGUAGUAGUUACCCAUCUUCUUGGAGACAAGCGAGUCCAGUUCGACAAUGGACUUCAAGAACCGUAACAGGUGAAAUUCUUGGCUCCUCCGAGACGUCUGCUGCUAUUGGGAUAGCUCAAGGAGUCAAGGAUAAUACUUUGAAAACAAAACUCGCAAAGAGUUCUAAGUCUCGUCUUCGGCUGUUCAAAGGCUGAUUCAUAUUCAUUGUCUCUGGAUAUUUUUUCUUUUUGUAUAUUUCGAUUUCUACGAAUUUUGGGACCUUGUAAACAUAAUCAAUCGUUUUAUAUAGUCUGUUUUAUUUUCA